CCCCGCCUAACACGUGACGUCAGAUCAUGGCACUCUUAGGUGGGAAGUAGUAAGCCUCUGUGAAGUUGUCACUGAAAUCUAACAGAAAAUGGCAACUUUUGUGACCUACUGUGCAUUCUCACCACCAAAUCGGAGAAAUGCUUUGCUUACGUUGGUCGUCAUUUUAAUAUCCAUUCCGCCGCUUAAUGCCGCGUUAGAGCAGGGGAAAUGGACUCUCAAUGUGGACAACGAAAUAUUAAAGAAGCAAAACCACUUCUAUUUCUCAAAGACAAUGUUUAAUAACUCCCUGAUUGAAAUCAAAUGGCUCAAAGAAGAAUGCAAUCCUUCUGUAAACUUGUCUAUAAAGUGGUAUCUACGCAGCUGCCGGUGCUAUGAAGAAGCAUUCGAUCUAGAUCCUCAAAGGGCACAAUUGUACUUCGACAGCAAAGAAGUGUCUAAGAGUGGUGAUAGUGGUUACUACAUCACCCACGUUUAUGAUCAGAUUGAGUGCCACCAACCUAUGACCAAAAAUGAGUUGGCAGUGUCAGUACCUGAUAAGCCGACAGUUUUGAAAACUCAAUCACUGGAAACAACCGAAAAACUACAGAGGAGGAAGAGAGACACUGAGCAGGUCUCAGAAGCCACCCCAAAAGUAUCAAGCAAUGUUGUAGAAAACAAAGACAAGAUUCCGUCAGUUGUCAGAGAUCAGUAUCGUACACACGACACAGUGGCACAGACAUGGGAGGACAGCCCUUACAUGUUCAUUAUCUACAUUGCAAAUCCAGCCACAGAGACAAAAUGGAGCAUUAAAUUGGAAGUCAGUAUGCGGGGGCCUCAUCAGUAUAUUUCAGCCUCGGAGUGGCCUCUGAUGAUUUUCUACAUGGUGAUGUGCAUCAUUUACGUGCUGUUGGGUGUGCUCUGGUUAGCUCUCUCUGCCUGUUACUGGAGAGACCUGUUGCGGAUCCAGUUCUGGAUAGGAGGCGUUAUUUUCCUUGGCAUGCUAGAGAAGGCGGUCUACUAUGCAGAGUUUCAGAGCAUCCGCUAUGAUGGCCUCUCGGUCCAGGGUGCAGUGGUGUUUGCUGAGGUAUUGUCUGCUGUGAAGAGAACUCUGGCUCGAGUGCUUGUCAUAAUCGCCAGCCUCGGUUAUGGUAUUGUCAAACCAAGGCUUGGAGCUUUGCUGCACAGGGUGGUAGGAGUAGGACUGCUCUAUCUUGGCUUCUCCAUUGUCGAGGGGGUUCUCAGAGUCAACUCGGCUGAAGAUGACCUAGUAUUGCUGGCUGCCAUUCCACUGGCUGUGCUCGACUCUACCCUCUGCUGGUGGAUAUUCAUAAGCUUGGCCCAGACUAUGAAGCUUUUGCGGCUUAGGAGAAACGUGGUUAAGCUCUCCCUUUACCGCCACUUCACCAACACCCUCAUCUUUGCAGUCAUAGCUUCAGUCAUUUUCAUCGUUUGGACAACAAAGACCUUCAAGUUAUCAAAAUGCCAGUCUGACUGGAGGGAAAUGUGGAUAGAUGAUGCAUUCUGGCGUUUUCUCUUCUCUACUAUCUUGCUUGUCAUCAUGUUCCUGUGGAGGCCAUCUGCCAACAAUCAGAGGUAUGCUUUUAGCCCACUGGUCGAUGAGGUUAGUGAUGAGGAGGAGGCAGAGCAACUAAUGAAUGAAGCCUUCGAGGGUGUAAAAAUGAGAGGUUUUAAAGCAGAGACCAAUGGAAGUGCGAAACCUAAUAAAGUGGAUGAAGAUCUGAAAUGGGUUGAGGAAAACAUCCCCUCUUCAAUGGCUGAUGUUGCACUUCCCCCUCUGUUGGACUCAGAUGAGGAAAUCAUGACAACAAAAUUUGAGAUGUCAAAAAUGGAAUAGAAAUAUGCCGUGUGUAUGUGUUGUAAAUAUUGAGUGUCUGUGGCUGUAAACGCUUAUUUUAUGUUGAAUUAUAAGUGAUUUAUGUAAAUAUGUGGGAUGUGAGUAACGAGAGUACCAAACUGAUGGACAGUUAUUGUUUUGCCUGCAUUGCCUGUUUGUAUUUAUAUUUUCAUUGGAAAGGUGUGGGCUUCUUCAACUCCAACUGUAAUCAUAUUUGACAUUUGUUUACAUAUCUGAAAUAUAAAAUGUGAUUAAAACCCACUCCUUUAUA
Ictalurus furcatus (blue catfish) is the source of this 2105-nucleotide messenger RNA. RefSeq names its product Transmembrane protein 87A-like (gene tmem87a). The record is from RefSeq and is a predicted model, not a curated record. The transcript has 21 exons. Bases 89 to 1834 code for a protein of 581 amino acids. Gene Ontology annotation, biological process: retrograde transport, endosome to Golgi. Gene Ontology annotation, cellular component: Golgi apparatus; membrane. Lineage: Eukaryota; Metazoa; Chordata; Actinopteri; Siluriformes; Ictaluridae.